CGCCAACCACCCCCGUUCUCUCCGCCAUGGCCGGCGACGCCGAGGUAAUGGGAAGGACCGGAAAGCAUCCUGAUCCUUCGAUUUCUCAUCCUUCACUUCAUCGCUCGUAUUCUUUCUCGCUCCGCUCGCGAGAAUGGCGGUGCUCAAGAGGGCGUACGCGGACGCCAUCCUGAACACGACGAAGGAGUCGGCCGUCAGGAUUUUGGCGGCGGAACGCCGGACGCUACAGUGGAAGCAGAGCUCGUCGUUCGUCAAGGAAGAUUCUGUUGCCCUAAUUCUUCGACUCAAGGCUCUCAUGGACUCUAGGAUUAAAGAGACAGAAUCAGUAAACUUAUCACAAGCAACAAAAAUUCGAGAGCUUGAAGUUCAGCUCCGCGAGGCGAACCAUACAAUUCGUCGUUUAAAUUCUAAACUGCAGCAAGUUAGUUCUGAACUGGAGAAUCAGAAGAGUGAUAAAAGUGAGUCUCUACAAGGUAAGGACACAGAUGAUCGCAUCAGUUUGCAGAAAAAUAACCCUGAUGAAGCUGCAUCGAGUCAGGAAACUGUACCUCAUAGCACCUACGCUAAAUAUUCAAACCAAAAGGAGCCUACAAAAGAUUCGACUGCAUCUGAAGAUUCUACUGGCACUCCUGAUUUUGUGUCCUUGAUAUUGAGAAACAAGGAGCCAGAGCCUUUUAUCAACUGUUGUACCCAGCGGAUACAUCCAUUGGAGUGAAAUGUAUCGACUGAUAGAGAUCUGCCUGCUGAAAGACAUGCCCAGACCUCUAAUGUAAAGCAAGAAGCUGCAAUAUGUGAGAAUGAACUAGAUGAAAAGUACUGGCUUGGAGACCCAAUCCUGGCAGCCGAAAUGCUAAUAGAGGUUGCAAAAUCACCUGAUUCAGAAGAAGCACACGUGAUUCAGAAGAAGCACAACAAGGAAACAAAUCCGAAAUCAACCAGAAAGGUAAGUUUUCCAGUUGCGUUCUCCAAGAAGAAGAGCUAGAAAGCUCGUCACAAAAAGCUGCAGUACUUCUCAUGAAACUGAAGAUCAUGAACAACCAGACAUUAGUGAUACUAAAAUUGCUGGAAAAACUGGCAUGCCCACGACUCAUGAAAGGCAGGGGCAAAGAAAUGCAGAUACUACAUGUUCAGAUGAAGCUUCUGUCAAAAAUAAAAUAACUUCUGUACACAGAAAUUUGAAGUUGAAUGAGUUCCCCGAUCAUGUAAUCCCUGCAAUUUUGAACACCGGCAGAAUAAUGACCAAGCGAAGUAUGAAACUGCAUAAUCUCAACAGUCCAAAUGCUGGUCAAGUAAGCAUUGAAAACGAUCAAGUUGCACUAACCACACAUGACUGUGAAGAAGGCGAUCCUUUAGAUGGAACCAUUAAGGAGGAUGCCAUUGAAUGCGAAACAAUGUUGAAGACACCAGAUCAUACAUUAACCGGGUAUUCAGAUACUUCAGUAUUAAAAGGAAACAAUGAAAAGAUUGAUACUCCACUGAUUUUUGUUCUAAAGAUGAAGAACCUUGCAAAUCAAGUAGGCUACCUGCUGAAGUUGGAAAUGACAGAAUUGUAAAAUAUACUUUUAAGAGGACCAGAAAGAAGGGAUCUCCAGAUAACAAGAACAAAGAUGUUUAUUUAGAGGGAAAUAAGAAAUUGAGAAAAGCAGAUAAAGAAAGUGCCUUGCAUGAGAAACCAGACAAGAUAAUGGAGUCAACCAGAGACAGUAGGAGGCUAGCACAAGUUGCUCGUCAGGUUAGUAAACGAUCCAUUUCUGUUUUGUGAAAUUUCGAAUCACAUGUAUUGCAAAUAGUGAUUUGCUCGGGGGCACACGCAGGAAUUGCUUCAAUCCCUAGUGUAAAGGAGCAAGAAUACUUACUACUAGUGUAAAGGAGAAAGAGUGCUUACUUUACAACCUAGGUGGAGAAGCAACGUCACAUAAUCAUGUUUUAAAUGAAAAGAAGGAUGAAGUAAAAAAGGAUUAUACCAAAUAAUCUGCAGCAUUAGACUCAACCAUUCAGUUACUUACUGAGAGAGUUUUGUCGCAAGUUUCAAAAUUCUCGGAUGGUUGGGAACACCAAGGAUGGAGUACUACUGUUACAGUUGAUGAUAGGUAGAUCCUUAGAGAGAUAAAAUUGUUUUUCCUAGGAGAGGAUAAAAGAGAAGGAGAAAGCAGUCUCUUGCAAAGCAGGGUAAGACUGCGUAGGAUAGAUCCUUCCCUGAGAUCUCGCAUUGGAGGGAGCUUCGUGCACCGGACCGUCCUUAGGAGAGUAUAAAAGAGAAGUAACGAUAAGAGGGAACAAUUUGAUAAAUUUGCUUUAUUAUUGAUGUAAAUAUAUGUAGUCAGCUAUAAAUUAAUUUGAUCUUCAACUCUACAUGACUAUUUAACUGAAGGAAUCUAAUAAAAUAGGACAAUUAUACAAUAACUGUUUCUAAUACUUUUUUCCAUGGUGUACAGACAUCAUUGUAGAACUAAUUAAAUUAUCCUAAAUAUACUUAAAAAUGAAAAUAGCUAUUUUUUACAUAUAUAUAUUUAGUCUUUCUUUCAUGAGAAAGGAUGACUUAGACUUUUUCCAGGUACAUAUUGAUUUCAAGAACUCUAAUAUAAGAAUUGUGGCAUGCAAUACAGAUUGUACAAUCAAGGUACAUAUUGAUUUCAAGAACUCUAAUAUAAGAAUUGUGGCAUGCAAUACAGAUUGUACAAUCAAUGCAUUUCUGCAUUCUCCAAAACUAUAUCUUCUACCUGGUUCUUGUAAUUAGUAUGGGCAGUUUGUUGCAGUGUAUUACUGGCUGCAAACUAGUGAGACCUGCAGCAAUACGACAAUGCAUUAUUACAUAGUACUAAAUUCAUGUAGAGUUACGAAUAUGGUUAUCGCGUGAAAAGAGAGUUUUAUAUGAUGCAUAGUCUUCAUCUACCAGUGUAAAGCCAGCAAAUAUGUUGGCCUGAACAUGUUUAGUAAUUAGCCCGUAUGAUCUCUGUGAAAUACAUGAUGCCUAGUAUAGAGGAUAACUUAGAAAAAUAGAACUGAAUAUGAAUGAUUUUUGUAUUUGUCCCCUUUUUUUAUCUGAACAUAAAUCGUACACUGUCAAUCGACAAAUAAGAUAUUAGAGUCUAUGUAGUCUUGAAAAUACUUGCAAGUGUCAUUUUUUACAUAGUUCAGGUCGAUUAUACAAUCUAAUGCAUAUGUUUGGUCAUUUUUUAGUCUAAAUCCACUCUUGUUUCACAUUAAAGAUCUGAGGGUAAAUUAAGAGAAUGAAAUUGCAUUCUAUAAAUUAUUGUUGUAAGAAAAUGUGUUGUUUUAUUUGUUGUUUGAUUGCAUUAUUUUUAGGCUUUUUGUUCUGCUCAAGCAAAAAAGUCCUAGCAUAUCUAGAUGUUAUUUUUAAGAAUUCAUUGUCACAUGUACAUGAAAGCUGAAUGCCAAUUCAUUUAAAUUUAUGUCACUUGAAGAAAACUUUGGCUUGAUCGCAGUUCAACAUGGAACAAAAUAAUAAUCUCUUAAGUCAUUUUUUGCUUGUUGCCUAUUUGCUAUGUAGUAAGUCGAUUGUCUGCCACUUGAAAGGCAGUCUGUGUUCAUAUUGGUUGUCUUAUAUUGUUGAUGAAGAAUCUUAAAUUAUUUGUGGUACACUUUUGUAAUGUGUUGAUGUGUUACUAUAAUAAAUUGACUGAAGGUACAUCCCUAACGAUAA
This is a messenger RNA of Zingiber officinale, 3664 nucleotides long. RefSeq lists its product as uncharacterized. Bases 134 to 715 code for a protein of 193 amino acids. The transcript has 4 exons. NCBI's taxonomy places the organism in Eukaryota, Viridiplantae, Streptophyta, Magnoliopsida, Zingiberales, Zingiberaceae. The record is from RefSeq and is a predicted model, not a curated record.